GUAGAAGGUUCGAUAAAAUGCCACGCAAGUUAGAGAUCCCACCUUAGCUGGCUACUAUCCCUCCCUCCCAACAGCAUCAGUAAUAUCGCAUCUGUCAGUCAGUCCUAUAUCUUCCUUUUCUUUCUUCCCUCUCACUCACAUCACAUCACAUGCUUCACUUCCUUCUUCUUUUACUUCUUUCCUUUCAGAUCUAAACACCCAUUUUCAAACCAAAAACCUUUUAAUAAUUUUCACAUCAAAUCAAACCCAGAAUUUGAAGAAUGAAAUGAAGUAGUUUCUAUCUUGUAAAGUUUUCACAAUGAUGGGUUUCAACCCAUCAUCCAAAAUGGGUACCAAAAACUUGCAUGAAACUUCAAACAAGAAAAGAGUUCCAACAAGAGUCUGGUUAAGCUUCCAAAUAUCAAUGGCUGUCCUCGUGGGUGGAAAUCAUACUUCAUCUAGGUUUUGUACUCGCUAAAUUCUUCUCUCAUUCUCUCUCUGGCUUUUCAAUUUCCCCCUCUCUCUCUAAAUUUCUCAAAAAUCUUGUCUUUUUUGACUAAUUCAAACAACCCUUCUGUUCUAAUCUCUUGCAAAAAAAUUCAUGGAUACGAAGAUCCUGAAUUUCCAGAUCCUUAAUGGGUCAACGAUUCGACGCUUGUUCUUUCGAUCAAUCGUGCUUGCAGCUACCAUUUCAAUGAUUGCGCUUCUUCGCGCUUUAUCAAACUAUGAUUUGGAAAGUUUUGCAUCAAAUUUGAACUGUUUUGCAUAUUUAGAAAACAACGUCACUUCAAACCCCACUUCGUAUUUCUUUCAGAAUCGAAUCUGGGGUUCCAUGAAUUGCGAAAAAGACGUUAACUUGACAGUGAAUGUGGUCACUGAGUUAAUGGGUAAGCAGUUUUUGAACUGUGAAGCAAAUACCCUUUGUGUUGGUGAAGGUUCUUCAAUGGCUGUUAAAGCAAUGAAACAGUUGGGCUUUUCAACUGUUAGUGGUGUUUAUACCAACCGUUUUUUCUCCCUCAAGAUGAAGAAUAUCGUUUAUGAGCUAGAUUAUCAAGAUUCUUCAUUUGAUUUCGUUUUGUCUAGGGACCUUGAUAAGGUUUCUGUCCCUGCUUUGCUUGUUCUUGAGGUUGAACGUGUUCUUAAGCCUAAUGGAAUUGGUGCACUUCUCGUUCGUGCUAAAAGUUCACAUCACAAUGAUUUGAUUAGAUCAGCUACACCAGUUUCAUCAUUGUUGAGAUCUUCUAGUGUUGUUCAUGUUGAUUCUGUUGAUGAUGACCUUAACCUUGUUGUUUUCAAGAAAAGAUCCGAAAAUGCAACAACUUUUUUCAAUCAUAAUCAGUAUAGUUUGCCUGCUGAUUGUCCUAGUUUGACAUUAACCAAACCUCUCAUAGAUCUGAUGGAACCUCUUGUGAGUGAAAAACCAUAUAUCACGACGCCGAUGCCGGUUUCAUAUUUGCCUAAGUUUGUAGAUGUUUCUACUAGGAAGAGGUUGGUUUAUAUUGAUAUUGGGGUAGGAGAGCUUUUGAAUGCAAAUGUUAGUGAUUGGUUCAUACCUUCAUAUCCUAUUGAUCAGAAAGCUUUCAAUGUGUAUUUUGUUCACUACAACACUUCUAUAAUGUUGUCUUAUGUGAAAAGACCUGGUAUCACGUUUGUUUAUCACCCUGGAUUAGCCGGUAAGGUCGCUGAUGCGGCUGAUAAUGUCGGAGACGAACAGCUGGAUCCUUUUGUUGGGGAGGAAGAGUUUGAUUUCCUUGCUUGGUUCAAAGAAACUGUGCAAUAUGCUGAUUUUGUUGUACUGAAGAUGAAUGCAGGAGAAGUUGAACUCAAGUUCUUAUCUGAUGUAUUUGACAGUGGAGCUAUAUGCUUCGUUGAUGAAUUGUUUCUAAGAUGUCCUGAGAAAGAAGACGGUGAUAAAACUAAUGCCUUGACAAAGAAGGAAAAUUGCAUGGAGAUUUACACUAGUCUCAGAAGCAGUGGUGUGUAUGUGCAUCAAUUGUGGGGAGACUAAAUUGCAUACAAGACUAAACCUUGGGUGUUCAGCCUUAGGUGAUUAUGGUGUGAUAAUAAAUUAUGUGUGCUUAUUAGAACUUUUAUGUGUUUGAUGUAUUUGGACUAUAGUCCAAUUAUCUUGUGUGUUGUUGUAUGUUAGUUAAGGUUAUGUAGGAUGCUAUGAACAUCCCAGUGCUUUAUGGUUUGGUGCUUAAGACUAAAAUAAACAACCAUUGUUGUUGUGGUUUGCUAGUAAAAUAUGUGUGGAUUGUUUGAGGAAGUUGUUAAGUUAUUUUAAUUGGUGAUUGGUUUGA
This is a messenger RNA of Medicago truncatula (barrel medic), 2282 nucleotides long. RefSeq lists its product as uncharacterized. The record is from RefSeq and is a predicted model, not a curated record. Bases 581 to 1987 code for a protein of 468 amino acids. Gene Ontology annotation, molecular function: S-adenosylmethionine-dependent methyltransferase activity. NCBI's taxonomy places the organism in Eukaryota, Viridiplantae, Streptophyta, Magnoliopsida, Fabales, Fabaceae. The transcript has a single exon.